AUUCUAUGAAGGCAAUUGAAGAUGAAUUAGAAGAGAUAGAUUUUGAGUCUUUUUGUGCUAACAUAACAAAUAUAAACAUAUCAGUAGACAUGUCUCAAGAUUAUAAAUUAGAUAUUGAUGAAAUUGAUAUCACAUCUCAAGUUUUUAAAAUAGAACAAAAAAAAGAUAAUGAUGAAAUAGUAAAUAAUCAAAGACAGCAAACAGUUGUAUUAAAUCCGCAGCAUAACGAUUUUGAUAUAAAUGUAUUAGCAAUAAAUAUGUCAUAUGAAAAUGACAAUUAG
Molecule: messenger RNA, 281 nt
Organism: Cetraspora pellucida
Lineage: Eukaryota; Fungi; Glomeromycota; Glomeromycetes; Diversisporales; Gigasporaceae
Source: the annotation of a GenBank genome assembly